AAUAAAAGUAAACACAGUGUUUGUUCUUCGCGUAUUUAUAAAUCAAGGGGGAUUGCCUUAGUAUCGAGAGUCGUUUCUAAUUGCCAGCUCCGGUUGGCUCUCGCUGCCAGUGUUAUCAAUCAAUUCGACGUGCCUGCGGCUCUUCUCGGUCUGCGUUAGUGAAAAUGUCGUGUUCGUAAAAGGUGCUGCUCGGUGCAGACGCAACCCUUCUCUGCUUUCAAGUAGAGCUCAAAGAGGGAUCCAAUAAGGUGGUGAUAUUUUAUUACGGAGAAAGCUGCUCGUUUCACCACGGAGACUAGCAAACUUCCUCUGUCAUCUGUGUUUUUUGCCACUGCAAUCAAGCAAACGCUACAAGGUAGCCUCCGACGAGGACACGCUGUGUUGUCUGGGAAGCUGAAAACCGCCGAAACCAGAAUGUCGCGAAACUUCGCGUCGAAGAGUGAUAGUUACUAUCAGAAGGAGAUCGGGCUAAGCAGUGUGCAAUCAAUUGAUGGAGACUCGUUGCCCGACUAUAGUGAGUUUGAUACGGAAUCGGUUACAUUGGACUAUUUUAAGGAAAGUACCAAGCGUGGACCUUCACCGGAUAAAAUGGCACCUACAACAACCAUCGAAACUGUUACGAUCACUCGGCCACUGAAGGUUAUCGCGUUCAUCUGUGGUGUCAUCGUCAUUAUAUUGAUGAUUCUUGCCCUCACGUCCACCGACUGGUUGAUGGCGGAUAGUUGGCGUCAAGGAUUGUUCGUUCACUGCAUUGAAGAGGACUAUGAGCAACCACUGCCUUUCAACAUUCAGGAUCCAGCAGGCUGCUAUCCUAGCCGUGAUGCAGCCUAUAUUAAAGCAACGGCAGCACUUUGCAUCGUGACACUGGUCACGGACGCGUUGGCCACAUUUCUCACGGGUCUGGGACUCCGAACGCAGGAUCACAACCUAAAGUACAAAUUCUAUCGCAUCGCUGUGCUCGUCAUGAUGGUUGCACUAAUAGCGCUGCUUGUUGCCUUGAUCCUGUACCCUGUGUGUUUCGCUGCGGAACUGAACCUUGCGAAUCGCCCGGUUUGGGAGUUUGGCUGGGCGUACGGCGUUGGCUGGGGUGCCGCUAUCUUUCUAUUCGGCGCCGUGGUGCUGUUGCUGUGUGACAAGGAAUCUGAAGAAAUUUACUACAAGGAAAGGAAAAUCGUACACGAUGCGUCCCUCAGGGACUAGGCCAGGCCGCAUGCUCUGCCCGAUGUUGUGCUUUAGACAAUAGGAGCGAUCAACCAACAACAACAGAUCAUCAAAAAAGAAAGAAAUAACGCACACCAUCGUCAUCCUACUGCUGAACGAGUUUAUAGUUUAGGUUUGUUUAAGAUUUUCAGUUCGAAAUAUUCAACACAAUAGUUUGGAUAAAUACUGGGAACACCGCAUGCCGGCCAUCAAAUUCGAAGUUGACCACUAGUAAUCAAUAUCGCCAGGAAGGCUUUUGAAGCAGAAUUGCAGAACUGUACAACCAUAUAACAUCAAUUUCCCGUCUCCCAGCCGCUCGGAUCCUGUCAUUUACGCUAUCGCCUCUCAGAACGGAGGAUGAAUCUCGGAGAAAAUACUGAAUUAAUGGCAUGGUAACAAAUUUAGUGUUAUAUGGCUCAAUCUAUCUUUCUAGAAACUUAAUGCGGUAAAUACUCACAUAAAAAUGAUGAUGCACUUCUUACUGGAUUGCUUGGAACAUGGUAAAAAUGAUCACGAACAUGCUUUACAGUUUUGGUUAUGUGGAACGAUCGGUAUAUAAAACGAUCCACGAUGUACAUAUACCAUGUCCUGCAGAGUAGAUUCUAAAGUAAUAUGGCUAUACAAUUCUCAAAAAAGUAAAAACUGAUCAGAAAUAAGUUUAAAAGUGAAAUAGUAGCAUAACCAGUAUCCAGAUUUCUCCUACAAAUUUGCAUGUUAAAGCACACGCAAAAACAAUGUAGGAGAUCUUAUGUUUUCAUUAACAACAUUUUUCAAGACUACCAACACCGGGACCGUUUUUUACGUGUAGUUGAAAGACAACAAAAAAUACUCUACCACUAGGAGCACUAGCGGCAGCAUCGGCAGGAUCAUGAUUACUAAAAGAAUAUUUUAGCACAUGAUGAAAGAUUCAGAGCAGCAGUACAUACAACAGUUGAUAUGAUAUCAAGCGAAUUGUUGUCAUGUAAAGUAUCGAGAAAUAUUUAACCAUUUUGAGCAUGUCAACUCAAAAUAUGAGGUGAUCUGAAUUACGUCACUUUUUCGCGCCUUUCCUUUUUUCUAUCAAAAACUCAUGGCUCCUACCAAAUGUUUUACAUAUAUACGAAUCGAUAUUAAUUAUGAAUUAUGAGGUACAUUUUUCACACUAUUAAAACGUAUACCCGCAUACGAAACAUCACGAAUUAACCACAAGUAGGUCCCAACUCACUUUUGCAGCCGACACGCGCUAGAAUACUCUUCACACAGCGUGCAUGAUUCAAAUGCGAUUGACCGCUAAACUUCUUAUUUCCUUCAGUUUGUUAAUCGACAGCGAAAGCGGUGGGCGGUGAAUCAUAAAUCUCUCAAUGAGUCCCCAUGUAACUUUUAUAAUGCCAUCGAAUAGCAAAUAUUUAUAAAAAUUGUCAAUUGUGUAAAUAACCGUAUAUUGCAUUAAUUGAUUCACUAUACAUGUAACAAGUAAACCUUCUAAUAAAUAAGUCAAACAUAUCUAAUAUACAUGAUUCUGUUCUGAAAGUACGUUUAUUGUAAUAGUAUUGUUUCAUCUAGAAGCAAAGAACAUCCGAAGUACAACAUAAACCUAAAACAACGAGC
Anopheles bellator is the source of this 2787-nucleotide messenger RNA. RefSeq names its product transmembrane protein 47. Bases 415 to 1200 code for a protein of 261 amino acids. Lineage: Eukaryota; Metazoa; Arthropoda; Insecta; Diptera; Culicidae. The transcript has 8 exons. Gene Ontology annotation, biological process: cell-cell adhesion. Gene Ontology annotation, cellular component: membrane; cell-cell junction. The record is from RefSeq and is a predicted model, not a curated record.